AAAUGCGACCAGAUGAGCUGCGACCACCUCGGGGUCAUGCACGCGGGGGCAUACCUGGAGCAUCGGGGCAUCCUCUCCAGCCUCGUCAGUGCCAACAGACCUGUCAUCGGGCCUCUCCUGUUCCACCGAAGGACCAAGGAGUCCAACCUGGUGUACUCCGAAGACUCCUCGGCCGAGUGGCAGAAGCUGAUCAGGCGCCAGAAAGUCAGGGGGGUCUUCAUGGUGGAAGAGGUCAGGUAUUUCAACCUGAUACAGAAGGAUUAUAUCAGGGCGUUUGCUGAGGGAGAACAAAUCGGAAGGUACGUGGACACUCGCGUCGACGCCGGCACGAUAGUGGAUCCCCGCGGCCACAAGGAAGGCAAACGCAACCCUGAUCUGUGGGGAAUCAAGCACAAUAAUUACAUGUGGACGAGGCGGUACAUCCACCCGGAUCUGCUCAAGAUUAUCAAGAAGGAGAAGGAGCCGGAAGAGAUCGCGGCCUUCCUGUACUACGUGCCCUUCUACUCGGAGGCCUUCUGCAGGGAGAUCGUCGAGGAGAUGGAGCACUACGGGAAGUGGCAGGAGGGCGAGGAGCAUGACAUCCAGAUCCAUGUACAAUAUAGAUUUAGAAUUUAUGCUCGUUGA
Molecule: messenger RNA, 624 nt
Organism: Penaeus vannamei (Pacific white shrimp)
Lineage: Eukaryota; Metazoa; Arthropoda; Malacostraca; Decapoda; Penaeidae
Source: RefSeq, a predicted model, not a curated record